AUGAUCAAAUUUAUUUCCGUUAUCCUAUUUGGGUUAUUUUUUGUGGCAUCUGCAUGGAACCAAUGGAAUUAUGUGCCAUUUGAAUUUACGUAUGAACACAGACCAGAUUGGUGCGUUGAUGAAGACCCAUUAUGCUCAGUGUAUAAAGGUUGGUGCAUUAAUGCUAAUAAAACUCGAGAAAAUUAUAUGAAGAAAGCUUGUCGACGAACAUGUUAUAUGUGUUACGAUGGGAUGAAUUAUACGAAAACAUGUCAUGAUAAAGAGGACGAUUGUGCUCAACGGGAAAUUGAAUGUUUUUCUGAGGCAACUGCUGAACGUAUGUAUCAUUUAUGUCCGGAAACAUGUGGAUUUUGCAACAAUGUUUGCGCGGAUUUGGCAACAAAUUGCGCUGAACUGACCGAUUAUUGUACGUUUACCUAUUGGCAUCAGGCAGUAAUGCAAUCCAGAUGUCGUUUGACAUGUUCAUUUUGCAGAGUUUACGAUCGAGAAAAUUUUGAACCUGUAGAUUGUUCGGAUAAUUUGAGUUACUGCAAAUAUAUGAGACAUCUUUGCGAACGGAUUGAGCAUCAACAACGAAUGAGCGAAGAUUGUUCCUAUACAUGUAAUUUCUGCGAUUACAUUGAAACCGUAAAAGAUAUCCCAACAGAAUGCAAUGAUGCAGAAAUUGACUGCCACCGAAAGAGACAUUUAUGUUACGUAGAGGGACGCCACAGCUAUUAUAUGUGGCGUAACUGCAAGCGUACGUGCGGUUAUUGCCCCGAAUAUAUCCUUAACAACACAUCAACCGAUGAUACUUAUAAUUCUGACGAUUAUUAUUAUUAA
Acanthocheilonema viteae is the source of this 822-nucleotide messenger RNA. NCBI's taxonomy places the organism in Eukaryota, Metazoa, Nematoda, Chromadorea, Rhabditida, Onchocercidae. The record is from the annotation of a GenBank genome assembly.